AUGGCCGAAAUAUCACUUUAUCUCACCAAUGUCAACGUGUCUUUGGGGCAAACGAUGGACGUAGAGAAGGUAAGCUCGGCAAGUCAUGAUUAUGAAAAGUGUUUUUUUAUUAUCAGUGCUUUAUAAUGAGUGUUUUCAGACCAGCUAAUACAAUUCAGUGGAUCUAGCUAUGUUUUCGUCGCUGUCAUCGUCUCAUGAUGAUGCUUAAAUUAUUAACCGAAUUCAGAUGUAGGCUAUGCUACCGGUAUCUCAAAUUCUGACAUUAUUGAUGCACAUAGAAUAGGGUUUACUUCCUUGAUAAAGUAGUGUGUUUUAUGAUGAUCUACAUUUCUAUAAGCAGCCUGUCACCAACACGCACUGUUCACUGUGCGUUGUGUGCGUGCGGCUGUGCGAGCGUGCAUGUGUGUACAUUCCUAUUGUUUUUCUUUAUUAUAUCCCUGCCUAUAUGUUGCUGUGAAUCCUCUCUUCUGUGGGUAUCUCUUGGUCUGUAGUGACACUAUAUCUGUCUGUCUGUCCCAGAGCCCAAGCACAGGGAAGGACUUUGAGAGUGUGGAGCUGGGAGACCUGGAGAAGAGAGAAGAGAAAGCCCCACGGAGGAUAAUCCAUUUCUCUAAUGGAGAGACCAUGGAGGAAUACAGUACAGACGAGGAGGAGGAGGACAAGGAACCAGAGAAGAAGGACCUACUGUCCCCCCCUGUCGACGCGUUGAAGGUGUGUGUGUGUGUGUGUGUGUGUGUGUGUGUGUGUGUGUGUGUGUGUGUGUGUGUGUGUGUGUGUGUGUGUGUGUGUGUCUAGUUCCUAGAAUAUGUGUUCCAAAACCUGGUAAUAACCCAUGUGUUUGUGUGUGUCAGACCAAGCUGACCUGGGGCCCGUACUUCUGGUUCCACAUGUGGAGAGCUGCUACAUCUACUGUCUCAGGUGGGUGCCUGAAAUGAGACAAUAUGGAUUAUCAACCUCUAGGAUUGAUAGCCUUCUCCUGCCAUACAUAACCUUGAUACCACCUUGAAUACUGUGGCUAAGAUAGCGCCGACGGAUGGCGUUUUGUCUCGAGCUCCUACAAAACAUUGCAGGUUUCUUCUUUUUCUAGUGUUCUUUUCUAGUGUUUUUCUCUAAUUUUCUUACUCAGUUUGUUUUGUGCAUUAGUAGUCCCGUGUAGCUCAGUUGGUAGAGCAUGGCGUUUGCAACGCCAGGGUUGUGGGUUCGUUUCCCACGGGGGGCCAGUAUGAAACAAAACAAAAAAUAAUAAUAAGAACUCACUAACUGUAAGUCGCUCUGGAUAAGAGCAUCUGCUAAAUGACUAAAAUAUAAAAAUGUAAAAAUUACUUCAUACCCUCGGUCAGAACUAUUGGAAUAUGAAUCGCUGGGUACUCACCGUCCACCCGACCUUCCCAAAUUCCUAGAGACUGCAGAACAAUGGGCUAGCCUCUUCGGUGAGACCUCGGCUGCCUGGGAGUGCUAGUGAAGAGAAGGAGAAGGAGACGCCACUCCAUUCCAUCAUCAUGAAGUGCUUCGAGAGGCUAGUCAAAGACCACAUCACCUCUUCCCUCACUGACACACUCAACCCUCUCCAAUUCGCCUACCGCCCUGACAGAUUCACGGACGACGGAAUCGCUAUUGCACUGCACGCUGCCCUCAACCACCUGGACAAAAGGAAUGUAUAUGUGAGGAUGCUAUUUAUCGACUACAGCUCGGCCUUCAAUACCAUAGUGCCCUCUAAGCUUACCACAACGCUCAAGGCCCUGGGACUGAACUCCUCCCUAUGCAACUGGGUCCUGGACUUCCUGACGGGCCGCCCCCAGGUGGUGAAGGUAGGCAACAUUACCUCUUCGACAAGGGUGCAUCCUUAGUCCCCUCCUGUACUCCUUGUAUACCCAUGACUGUGUGGCCUCACACAGUUCGAACUCUGUGGAGACGGUCAAAAACAAAAAGUUCCUCGGCAUACACAUCUCCGAAGAGCUGAAAUGGUCAAACCACACAGGAAAGAAGGCACGGCAGCGACUCUUCAAAUCAAAUCACAUUUAUUUUGCCAUAUGCGCCGAAUACAACAGGUGUAGACCUUACAGUGAAAUGCUUACUUACAAGCCCUUAACCAACAAUGCAGUUGAAAUAAAAAUAAGUGUUAAGUAAAAAAUAGAUAAGUAAAAAAUUCAAAUAAAAAAUAAUUAAAGAGCAGUAGUAAAAUAAAAUAACAGUAGGGAGGCUAUAUACAGGGGGUACCGGUACAGAGUCAAUGUGCGGGGGCACAGGUUAGUCGAGGUAAUUGAGGUAAUAUGUACAUGUGGGUAGCGUUAAAAUGACUAUGCAUAGAUAAUAAACAGUGAGUAGCAGCAGCAUAAAAAAAGAGGGGGUGGGGUGGACAAUGCAAAUAGUCCGGGUAGCCAUGAUUAGCUGUUCAGGAGUCUUAUGGCUUGGGGGUAGAAGCUGUUAAGAAGCCUUUUGGACCUAGACUUGACGCUCCGGUACCGCUUGCUGUGCGGUAGCAGAGAUAACAGUCUAUGACUAGGGUGGCUGGAGUCUUUGACAAUUUUUAGGGCCUUCCUCUGACACCGCCUGGUAUAGAGGUGCUGGAUGGCAGGAAGCUUGGCCCCAGCUUGGCCCCAGGAUGCUGUAGAAAUUAUUCCUGUUCCCGAGGGCCCUCACAGUGUUUUAGACGAGCACCAUCGAGAGCACGCUGUCGGCCUGCAUCACAGCCUGCAAUGGCAACUCCACCACCACAGACCACAAAGCGCUACACCCAAUCAGCACCAUUGGGUGCACACUGCCUGCCCUCCAGGACAGCUACAACACCAGGUGUCGCAGGAAGGCCAAGAAGAUCAUCAGGGACCCCAGCCACUCGAGCCAUGGCCUGUUCUCCCCGUUUCCAUCACUCAGACGUGGGCAGCAUAGGAGCAUCAUGGCAACAACUUUAAGAAUGGCCAAUAACUUCUACCCCCAGACAAUCAUGCUGCUGAAUAGCUAUCACUAGUCAGCUACCUGCUAUUGUUGUAUUUCACUUUAUCCUGCAUUGUUGUAGUUCAGAGCUCAAUAAUUUCACUGUACCCUGUAUUUACAUCUGCAACCCUGUACAUGUGACUAUUAAACUCUCUAAUCUAAUACUGUGCUAUUGGUGAAACUCCAAAACGUAUCUUUCAGCUUGUGACUAUCUUGGGGAGAGGAUGGCCUCACUCUUUGGAAUCACGUCGGCCAAGUACCAGUACGCCAUCGACGAGUAUUACAGGAUUAGGAAAGAGGUAUGUUCACAACAAACAAAUGAGUCAUCACUAAGAGGACUUACAUCUUGAAACGGAUGCCUAAAGGGCAUGACAUAAAAAAGGUAAUAGAAGUGCAUAAAUGCUUUGCAUGUGUAUGUGUCUAUGAGAGUAUAAAAGUAGAAGUAGAAGAAGAAGAAGAAGAAGAUUGUUUCUAUGAACACUCCAAUAACUCCCUAUACGAGUAUUACAGGAUCAGGAAUGAGGUAGGCCUAUAUAUACUGAACACAAAUAUAAACGCAACAUGUAAAGUGUUGCUUUCAUGAGCUGAAAUAAAAGAUCCCAGAAAAUGUCCAUACACACAAAAAGCUUAUUUCUCUCACAUUUUGUGCACAAAUUUGUGAGUAUUUCUCCUUUGCCAAGAUAAGCCAUCCACCUGACAUGUGUGGCAUAUCAAGAAGCUGAUUAAACAGCAUGAUCAUUGCACAGGUGCACCUUGUGCUGGGGACAAUAAAAGGCCACUCUAAAAUGUGCCGUUUUUUCACGACACAAUGCCACAGAUGUCUCAAGUUUUGAGGGAGCGUGCAGCUGGCAUGCUGACUGCAGGAAUGUCCACCAGAGCUGUUGCCAGAUAAUUUAAUGUUAAUUUCUCUACCAUAAGCUGCCUUCAACGUCGUUUUAGAGAAUUUGGCAGUAUAUCCAACUGGCCUUACAACCGCAGACCACGUGUAACCACGCCAGCCCAGGACCUCCACAUCCGGCUUCUUCAUCUGCGGAAUCGUCUGAGACAAACUGUCAGAAACCGUCUCAAGGAAGCUCAUCUGUGUGCUUGUCGUCCUCACCGGGGUCUUGACCAUAACUAAUUUCAGUGGGCAAAUGCUCAACUUCGAUGGCCACUGGAGAAGUGUGCUCUUCAUGGAUGAAUCACGGUUUCAACUGUACCGGGCAGAUGGCAGACAGCGUGUAUGGUGUUGUGUGGGCGAGCGGUUUGCUGAUGUCAACAUUGUGAACAGAGUGCCCCAUGGUGCUGGUGGGGUUAUGGUAUGGGCAGGCAUAAGCUACGGACAACGAACACAAUUGCAUUUUAUCGAUGGCAAUUUGAAUGCACAGAGAUACCGUGAUGAGAUCCUGAGGCCCAUUGUCGUGCCAUUCAUCCGCCGCCAUCACCUCAUGUUUCAGCAAGAUAAUGCACUGCCUCGUGUCACAAGGAUCUGUACACAAUUCCUGGAAGCUGAAAAUGUCCCAGUUCUUCCAUGGCCUGCAUACUCACCAGACAUGUCACCCAUUGAGCAUGUUUGGGAUGCUCUGGAUCGACGUGUAUGACAGCGUGUUCCAGUUCCCACCAAUAUCCAGCAACUUCGCACAGCCAUUGAAGAGGAGUGGGACAACAUUCCACAGUCCACAAUCAACAGCCUGAUCAACUCUAUGCGAAGGAGAUGUGUCGCACUGCAUGAGGCAAAUGGUGGUCACACCAGAUACUGAUUGGUUUUCUGAUCCACACCCCUACCUUUUUUAAAAGAUAUCUUUGACCAACAGAUGCAAAUCUGUAUUCCCAGUCAUGUGAAAUCCAUAGAUUAGGGCCUAAUGAAUUCAUUUCAAUAGACUGAUUUCCUUAUAUGAACUGUAACUCAAUAAAAUCUUUGAAAUUGUUGUAUGUUGUGUUUUAUAUUUUUGUUCAGUGUAGUUCAAAUUAGUAUAAGAUUACUAGUCUCACAUUGCUAGACAUUACACCAUAUUCUCUAGCCGGGGUUUAGGCUAUAAGACCACUAAGGCAGAGUCACAUUCACUUGAAAUGGAUGCCUUAAAAGGGCAUAGAUGAUUUACAUGUUUAUGUGUUUAUGAGCAUUCCAAUAACUCCUUGUCUUUCCUUCCCAGAAGGAGGAAGAAGAUGAGGACAACCGAUUAUCAGAGGAGGCGGAGCAAUACUUUGAAGAGAAUCAAGACGAGAAGAUCCAAGGACCACUGACGGAUCAGCCAGAGGGAACCGCCCCCCACGCCACUGUCACCUAUCAGGUUGAGAAUGAGCCUGAGGCCACACCCACUGCCAUUAGAGUUCCCGCCAUCGUCACGACAACAGACUGAUUUCUGGAGUGACAGUUAUGUGUUGUGCAGGUUUUUUUGUUUUCAUUUGUCAAGGAGGAGGGGGAGCACUAGUGUCUGUCUCUCAAGGCACUUGUUUGGUUGUGGCUACAAAAGAGACAUCUAUAAGCCUGGGAGUCAGACCUGUUACGGUUUUAGCCCACUCCACUGUCGUUGUCAUGCCAUUGAUACCAAACUAUAAAGAACAAUGACAUGAUAACAACAAAGGACAAUGAUAUGAUAGUGACAAAGAUAUUGUCAUGUUUGUAAUCAAACACAUAGGAGUUGGUUAAAGCAGCAGCUGAUCCGACUACAAGGGCUAGCCUUCAUUGGGCAGUGCAGUGCCACUGUCUUUCUGUGGAUUUAUAGUGCAGGCACAGUGUGGUACGAUAGCAGUACUGUAUUGUUAACUAUACAGUAUGUGUCUCCAGUGGCCUUACCCCUAACUGG
This is a messenger RNA of Coregonus sp. 'balchen', 5717 nucleotides long. The record is from the annotation of a GenBank genome assembly. Lineage: Eukaryota; Metazoa; Chordata; Actinopteri; Salmoniformes; Salmonidae.